Messenger RNA from Morchella sextelata, 1818 nucleotides. RefSeq lists its product as uncharacterized. The record is from RefSeq and is a predicted model, not a curated record. Lineage: Eukaryota; Fungi; Ascomycota; Pezizomycetes; Pezizales; Morchellaceae. The transcript is spliced from 6 exons. Gene Ontology annotation, biological process: regulation of transcription by RNA polymerase II. Bases 1 to 1818 code for a protein of 605 amino acids. Gene Ontology annotation, molecular function: RNA polymerase II cis-regulatory region sequence-specific DNA binding; DNA-binding transcription factor activity, RNA polymerase II-specific.
AUGGCUCCUCACAUGCCCUUAAACUCGCAGCCGUUUGUUCAGGAUCAGAUGGGAAACUUUGACGCGUAUCAAGGACAAUUUGGGUUCGAUACGUCCCAAGUUCCUCACUAUCAGGGCGUGGGCGUUCGCACCCUCACCAUGCUCACCAUCAACCGCAUCCGCAUCCGCAUCCCCAUGCAAAUCAGCAUCAUCAACAUCCUCAACCGCAUCCUCAACCGCAUCACCAGCAUCCGCAGCAUAAUCCUCAUUCUCACGCCCAUCACCAGGCGUGCUCCCCAACAACAACAGCACCAACAGCAGCAGCAGCAGCAGCAGCAGCAGCAGCACCAGCAACAACAACAGCAGCAGCAGCAGCAACAGCAGCAGCAACAUCAGCAGCAGCAGCAACAGCAGCAACAACAGCAACAGCAGAUACCACAGGAAAACAGGGGCAUUAAUGGUCAGCGGAGAGCAACACUAACUAGACCGACAUUGCAGAACCCUUCAGUACCAACUCAGAAGCAAGCUGCGAGAUCUUUGAGCUACCCAUACCCACAGUCUUCACCGCCCCGCGGUAGUCCAGGAACCACCAAGGUUGCAAACCCGAAUAAUGAGGUGGAUUUCCAGACAGACGUGGAUACUUUGAUGAAGGCUAUCCAGUCCAAGCAUUCUGUGACACUAAAAUCUGAACCAAACUCACCAUCCCCAGGGUAUCCCGCUCAGCAACUAAAAUCUUCACCAGUGACCCCGAUACAUCCCGGUGGAUUCGCUCAAAGAUCGCCUUUCAGUGGUUAUGUGCAAGCUGGAUAUUCGGGACACCAACUAGGCAGUAAUAUGCAGGGUUCGGGACUCGGUGUCAACAAACUGCUGGCAGAAACAGAGGAGGUCCAGAGGGCAGGGAAGGAAGAAAAGAAGGGGUCGCAGAAGGCGAAGAAGAGAUAUGAGUGCGAUGUGCCAGGAUGUAACAAGAGUUUUUUCCAAAAGACACAUCUCGAUAUUCACUCUCGUGCUCACACUGGAGACAAGCCAUUUGUUGGUCUUCCCGCUAUCUCCCUUCUCUCCGAUCUCUUGAAAUAUAGAAACCUUUCCAUUCAAUGCAGUGAGCCUGGUUGUGGCCAACGUUUCUCCCAGUUGGGUAAUCUCAAGACGCAUGAACGUAGACAUACUGGCGAAAAGCCGUACUCUUGCGACUUCUGCGGCAAGCGAUUCGCCCAAAGAGGCAAUGUUCGCGCUCACAAGAUUGUGCAUGACGGUGCCAAACCAUUUACUUGCCGGCUGGAUAACUGCGAGAAACAAUUUACCCAGCUAGGGAAUCUCAAGUCGCACCAAAACAAGUUUCACGCUGUAACCUUGCGCACGUUGACUGACAAGUUCGCGGGCGUUCGGGAACCCGAUGAAAUGUCGCCGGCCGACAGGGAACUCUUUGAGUACUUUGCAGAGCUAUACAAGAACUCCAACCGUGGCAUCAAGGGCCGUGGCAAGGACCGAAAAAUUACAGGAACCAAGAAGGCCCGCCCGAAUGAUGGAGAAGUUGGCGGAAACGACCAUCAAAAUGGACGUCAUCACCAGGGAGGUGCAGGUGGCGAUAUGCACAGUUUAGGAUCGCCAAACGGUUCCUGCGGCAGCAACUCGAACCCGGAUGGGGGAUUUGAUUUUGCAGGUGGACACAUGGAUGAAGAUGAGGAAAGCUCUGUGGAUUCUUCUUACGAACAGCAGCUGCCUCCCAUGAGGCCUGGAGGAAACGUCGGAAUGGUAGCUAUGGGCGGAUAUGCAGAGGACACAAUGGCGAUACACACCGAUAUGGCAAAGUACAGCCUGGAUCGCAAAUUCCAGCUGUAA